AUGGUCGCUCUCAGUCUACCUUCCACAUCUGCAAAAACACUCGACGGCAUUUCCAACAGCAACCAUCUCAACGGCCCACGCUUCGGCUCGCCGCUCUCGAACAGCUCUCCGCUCAGAUCUUCGCCUCUGCAAACUCGAAGCUCACCCGUGCGCAACCGGUCACCCUUGCGACGAGCAUUGGAUCCUCGCAGCGAUGACUUUGCUUCGUCCUCGGACGAGUCGGACGCUUCCGACGUGGUCUUUUUCGGCAAACCAUCGUCAGCGGAAAAGAAGAAGCGCAUCCACUACGAGCAGCGCGUCCUCGAAAAGCGUCUCAAGCACAAGGACAGUCUCGAUCUUGCGAGAAGACGACCGAUUAGCUUUAACCCGGAUGAUACUAUGCUCUUCGACGAUCAACGUACAAACAGCUGGGCGUGGUCCCAGCCGACCCCUACAUCUAGGAACUCCACCAACACCAUCUUGUCCUCACCGAUCAAGGACCCCGCUUUUCCUAGCUCUCCCAGUGGCAGCGAUUGUCAUGUUCGCACUUCGUCACCCGUCGCUCUCACUACGCCAACCGAAGCCAAACAGCUCGUAGAAGAGGAAAGCGUACCUAGUCCAGGACGAUCAGGCUCACCUGGUCAAUCUGCACCUCGAAAUUUCACCGAGAGAGACAAUGAACAAUGUGACUUGCCUCACUCACCUCAGAAAGACAGUCUGGACUCUCCCUCACGAUCGCAAGGAGCGCUCGCGGCUAAGCAGCUGAACGAUGUCAACCCGUUCCAAGCGGCUCAAACCAGUCUCAGUAGCGCUCCGGCAGCGAAAACCAGUCCUUCGAAGGAACAGAUGAAUUCGACACAUCGUACACAGAGCCCGGUCCGCUCUGUCGAAACGCUCAUUGGAGCUACGAUGGCCCAGAACAAGGAGUAUCACUCUCCUAUGCGAUCACCUAGGCGCUCACCCAGGUUGUCGCUUCGAGCGCUCCAGCUUUCUACCUCUCCGACAAAGGUCGGCUCAGUUGGGCUUCUGUCUGGUUUAUCAACACCUUUCCAGCAGCCGGUCGCUAAGCAACAGACCGCGCCCCAACAGCACUCGACUCCCUUCCGGCAAUCCGCUUCUGCUCUACUCAUUCCGCCGAGCACCGGUCUUUCUCGCUUUGCUUGCUUGCAGAAUCUCUCGCCGAUCAAUGCAAGAGUGCCAGAAACUCCGGCAAACAGGGCUCUUUCGAUUCGAUUGGCCCAUCACUCGAUAUUGCCAUCGCCUUUCAUAUCCAGCGCCGUUCUUGAACCUCACACGGUAGCACCAUCAGGAUCACCAUCACGCGGCAUGCGAACUGCGAGUCCUGCGAAGCACGUUGCAUCGCCUCAAAAGCAUGACAGCGGCCCCGUCGAGCCACUCUUCCCGCUUCCAAGUAGCUCUCGUGAAAAUGCGCCCGUCAAGGGGGCUGCGACGCUCGCCACGCCAUCCGUUAGGUUCGCAAUACCGGAAGCGUCCGAGACGCCGAGCAAGGCAGGCUGGCUUGGCAACGUCAGUUCUUUGGCGAUCCGAACGCCUUCCCCAAGCAAAGCGCCUACCGCAGUUGAAGAGUCGAGGUCGAUCGAGCGAGCGUCCCCGGUGUCUCAGAGACCGACGUCGCCGAUGCGUCACGUCAGUCAUGCAGCAGCACUUUCACCCUCGACACCCCCGGCGACCGUAGCAAACGCCAAGCCAGAGACGCCAGUUCCAGUCUUCAGACAAACGGCCCGUCGCGUACCCAUCCAUCAGCACGAAGCCGACUUUGGUGUCAAGGUCUCGCCAGAGAAGCCCUCCUAUUCGCCACGCAGGGUCUACUCCAACAGCUCGGCUAGGAACACUGAGUUCGCCGUUAAGCACGAGCGAAUACCAGCUCGCCGUGUCCAAGUGCACGGAGCAGCUGCGGCCCGACAGAUCUCAACUAAGCAGGGCGAAGGAACUGCGCCUGCUACAAUGAGAGUUGCCAGCGUGGCGUCCAAAGCGGCGCGAGCGGUGAGCAGCGGUACCAGCAGAAUCGGCAGCCAAGGCGCGACCCUACCUGCCGCAGCUUUGGCGCGAGCACCAUCCUCAUCAUUGCCACCAUCUUUCUCCUCAUCUGCUCCUCGAGCCGCACUCUCGCAGCCUGCAGCGAGGGCUGUACCUUCGAUGCAGGGAUCCUCUGUCGCGUCCAAGGCUUCUCGGCAACGACUCGCUUCAGCAGCUCUUGCAGCCAGGCCCAAUUCGCCAUCCAGGCAAGCAAGACCGGUCAGCGGACUUCCACGACCAAGAUCUGCACAGGCAGCGGGCAUGCCAGCGUCUACUUCAGGCCCCGGAUCUCGUCUUCCCCGUCCCGCAAGCACGGGCCCCUCGGCAAGCACGGCAAAGGCCACGUCAAGGCCACUCCCCAUGGCCAUCGCCCGACUUGCGCCUUCGCAGCAAGGCACUCACCGCGCACCGGCUGCCUCCUCAGCUCCACGAACGCAAGGCGCGUCGUCACCUUCAGAGUCGAGCCCUGUAGAUUCCUCGCCUGUAUCAGGGGCCUGGACGCUGUCCGAGGACAACGGCUUGCAAGCUACUCAGGUGGUGGAGGAUUCGAGCGAGGUCGAUAGACCGGCCUCGGAUGCAAAUUGUGUUUCACCCAGCAUCUCCGCCACAGCACAGGCCAAACAUGCGACGGAACCUAUUGAGAGCUCCGAUCUUCGCAGACAAGCAUCAGCAUCGUCUCUCCGAGGCUUGCGAGAAGCGCACGCCAACACGCAACCUGGACCUGCAGCUCAAACUCAUCAAGUCAAGACAGCGAGGAUGAUCAGUCCGACAUCGGACGCGAUCGCCGUCCGUUCCUCCAGUCCUAUCAAGUCUACAACUACCCCGUGGCCGCCGUCGUCGGCACGAUCGGCUCCUCCCGUUGUCCUCGACCCCGAACAGCAGCGGUUGCGCUGUCUGGCGAUGCAAGAGAAAGCCCGGAACCGUACGCCCAAAGGUGCCUCGAGCACAGGUGUGUCUGCGAGCUCCGAAAUGGAGGAGAUUGUCAAUAGUGAGGAUAACGCAAGCGGAAGCUCGCCGAUUCCCGCCACAAUCGAGCCCGCUUUCAACGCCGGCCCUGCUUUCACUGCUGCCGAGGCUCUAGCAGCAAAGCAUGCUGAGGCUGUAGAUGCUGUACAAGCUCCAAGCGCUGGUGUUAAUGCUACCGCAAACACGCCAAGCAGCUCGACGGCGCUGACGACGGGGCGACCGCUGCGAUCGGCACGAGCAGCAAGUCGACCUCUUGCGCCAUCAGCGACGCGCGUGCCACCGUCGCGCGGACGUGCACUGAGCCUCAAUGACAUCAUCGCCGCGCGCAAGAUCGAUGUACCACUCUCUCUGACCGAUCAGCUCAAGCUGGCAGACUCGGUCAACAAGAAGCACAACGAAAAGACGCUGGCAAGAUACAAGAUCACCAAGGUGCAGAGGCCGUACGAGCGUCCUCCCAGUCCUGACCGCCACGAUCACGAACCAGAGGCGUGCACAAUCAUCGACGAUGUGAGCAACCAUCGUCAAGGCAAAGGCGACCUUGCGCCCUACUCGACACCCACGAAGAGCUCGACCAAUUCCGCUCGCGCCCCAGCAGACGGUCGCAAGAGCGUGCGGUGGUAUCGCCCACUCUUUGUUGGGAAAGGCGCUCAGUACGGCCUCCGAGCGUGCGAGUCAAAGCCUGCGCUUAAGCCGAUCCGGUACGAGCUGGAUAGGAUGGGAAACAAAAUGGCCACAGGCUGCUCGCCCAAACUCAGCAAGGGGCAGUCGAUCGUUAUCUAUCGCAACUAUUUCAAGGGCGAACCAGAGCCUGCUGACGACUAG
Molecule: messenger RNA, 3804 nt
Organism: Pseudozyma hubeiensis SY62
Lineage: Eukaryota; Fungi; Basidiomycota; Ustilaginomycetes; Ustilaginales; Ustilaginaceae
Exons: 1
Coding region: 1-3804 (1267 amino acids)
Source: RefSeq, a predicted model, not a curated record